This is a messenger RNA of Synchiropus splendidus (mandarinfish), 2539 nucleotides long. It is a transcript of the gene kbtbd4, whose product is annotated as kelch repeat and BTB (POZ) domain containing 4. Bases 609 to 2180 code for a protein of 523 amino acids. NCBI's taxonomy places the organism in Eukaryota, Metazoa, Chordata, Actinopteri, Syngnathiformes, Callionymidae. Gene Ontology annotation, molecular function: protein binding. The transcript has 4 exons. The record is from RefSeq and is a predicted model, not a curated record.
GAAGAAGACGAAAGUUUAUUUACUUCCUGCAAAACGGUUUUUCCAUUCCUACAUGAUAACGUAAGACAGUGUCAAGGUAACGGUGCGUUUUGUUGGUAUAUUGCGAGCGUUUACUGCUCAUAUAAUAUGUUUUCUUUGUGCUUUGUCGUCUACACACGAGUUUGCGUAGAAAUUGGCGCAGUUAGAGUGUUAGCUGCGAAUGCUAACUAAUUGCCAGCACAAGAUGAGCUUGUGAACGGUUCCUGGUUUGUUUUGACUUGACGCUUUUGUUUUUAUUUGUGCGGGUGAUUUCAAAAGAGCAAUGUAAAUUUCAAUGUUGAAAAAGUGUUCCAUUAGACAACUUGCUCUUUUUGCUGCAAGGCAACUGGACUAACGUUCGUUCACAAAUUCUUCAGUUCAGAAUCAAGUGUUUUGAAAUCUUGCUUUUUUUAUGGAUUCAGUAGCCACGUUUUAUUUAUUAAGUAGGCAUUAAUGGGGCCCUAAUCUCCUUAUUCUGGAUGCUUUCAAAAUUAACUCCUGAAUUCAAUUUAAUGUAUCUUAAACCCUGGCAGAGGUAAACUGACUUUUAAAUUAGAAUUGUGCCUUUUUUGGUCAGGUGAAUAGCAGAGAUGGAGUCUGCCGAUGAUGGGGGCUUCAGUGUUGGAGGCUCUCUGGGAGAGGACAACUAUUUUUUAGGCUACACCUUCACUGACCGUUCACAUUCCAGCCGUGUGGUGAAGAGCAUAAUGGACUUGAGCUUGGAAGAUGGCCUUUUUGCUGACGUGACCGUCACUGUGGACAGCAAGGAGUUUCAUCUACACCGGCUGGUGCUUUCUGCGCAGAGUACUUUCUUCCGAUCCAUGUUCACCUCCAACCUCAAAGAGUCCCACGACCGCAAUAUUGAGCUGAAGGACGUCAGCGCCUCUGUUUUUCAGCUUCUGAUUGGCUAUAUUUAUCAUGGAACUAUUAAACUCAGCGUGGACGAGCUGCAGGACACGUAUGAGAUGGCGGACAUGUACCAGUUAACGUCUCUAUUUGAGGAGUGUUCGCGUUUUCUCUCACGGACAGUGGAAGUUAAAAACUGCCUGCAGGUCAUGUGGCUCGCUGACCGGCACAGUGACCAGGAGUUGUACACUGCUGCCAAACAAUGUGCCAAGAUCCACCUCGCACAACUUUACCAGACCGAUGAAUAUCUCAAUCUGCCUUUCCGUCUGCUGCUAGACAUCCUCAAAGAUGGCGUCCCAAGCUCCCAAAAUCCAACUGCAGCCAUUGAAACAUGGACAAACUUCAACAAAGUGGAGAGAGAGAGGUUUUCUUGUAUUCUCCAGGAAAACCUGAAGGAAAUUGGGGAAAAUGUCCACAUUUACCUGAUUGGUAAAGAGGAGAUGAGGACUCACUCCUUGGCUGUGUCGCUUCACUGCGACGAGGACGACGCCAUCAGUGUGAGUGGACAGAACAGUUUAUGUCACCAGAUCACAGCAGCAUGCAAACAUGGAGGGGAUCUGUAUGUGGUGGGGGGCUCCAUCCCUCGCCGCAUGUGGAAGUGCAACAUGCACACCAUGGACUGGGAGCGCUGUGCCCCACUGCCCCGUGACCGCCUUCACCACACCAUGGUGUCUGUGGCCUCCGAGGACACCAUCUACUCCCUGGGAGGAAAGACGUUGCAGGACAGUCUCUCUAAUGCUGUCAUCUACUACACUGUGAAGGACAACAUGUGGACAGAGACCAGUCAGCUGGACACUGCUGUCUCGGGGGCUGCCGGGGUCAACCUCGGCGGCACCAUAUACUUGCUGGGAGGGGAGGAGAACGACAUGGACUUUUUUACCAAGCCAUCUCGCCUGAUUCAGUGCUUCGACACAAGCACCCAGAAGUGUGAGAUCAAACCUUACCUGCUCCCAUUCGCUGGUUUCAUGCAUGCAGCAGUGCACAUGGACGUGAUCUUCAUCGUGGCAGAAGGAGACUCUCUGAUCUGCUACAACCCUUUGCUGGAGAGCUUCACAAGACUGCGCUUCCCUGAAGUCUGGAGCUGCGUGCCGUCUCUCUGGAAGGUGGCCAGCUGUAACGGCUGCAUCUAUGUUUUCAGGGACAAAUGUAAGAAGGGAGACGCAAACACGCUGAAGCUCAACCCUGCCACGUCUGUCGUCUCUGUCAUCAGAGGAAUCAAAAUUCUCCUGACAAACUGGCAGUUUGUGUUGGCCUGAUGUCACCACCCUGGUUGGCUCUUCAAUUUGGCAUCUUUUCAGUGGAAUCUUGACCGUUCCCCAAUGACAUGUAAAAAGACACAUAUUGUGUUUGUUGUUUGAUUCUAAUACAGUGCCUCGUGGUAGAUGUGGAACAGUUAAUGGUGACGUUAUUACAAUAACUGACUCAAUGUUCUGUUUCAUCUGCAUGCAACAGUCAUUGUGAGCAUUUUUAACUGCAUUUAUCGCAAGAGAAACAUUGAUGUCAUAUUUGACCUAAGCUGCCCGUGUCAUGACAAACUAUCAAGUCUUAGUUUUUACCGUGUGCUGACUAUCUAAUCAUUAAACGUCAACUAUGUCAUGCAGACAGACUGAGGUGU